Molecule: messenger RNA, 408 nt
Organism: Staurois parvus
Lineage: Eukaryota; Metazoa; Chordata; Amphibia; Anura; Ranidae
Source: the annotation of a GenBank genome assembly
AUGCAGACUGCUUUUACAAACAUUUGUGAAAGACUGUGCAAUAAGUCCAUCCAUGACAUUUUCUUGCUACUAAACAUUACACAGUUAACUGUUAGUGGUAUUAUAACAAAGUGGAAGCAACUGAGAACAACAGCAAUUCAGCCACGAAGUGGUAGGUCACGUAAAAUGACAGAAUGGGGUCAGCGCACGCUUAAGCGCACAGUGUGCAGGGGUCACCAACUGUCUGCAGAGUCAAUAGCUAAAGACCUCCAAACUUAUUGUGACCUUCAGAUUAGCACAACAACAGUGCAUAGAGACAUUCAUGCAAUGGGUUUCCAUGGCUGAGCAGCUCCAUCCAAGCCUUACAUCCCCAAGUGCAAUGCAAACGUUGGAUGCAGUGGUGUAAAGCACGCUGCCACUGGACUCUAG